AUGGAGGCAUCUCUUCAUCAGGCUCUACCAAGGAGUGAGAGUUCGAGCGAUACCGAGAAGCCCCCACGCACCCGCACCUGGCUUCGUCCCCUGAAGCGAUUAUUUUCCUUGUUCAUCCCGCGAAAAACCAUCAAGCGUCGACAGAUAUUUAGGAGGAGGAAGAAGCCCAACGAACGGAACAACCCCCCCGAGUUGGUUGUUCCACGGCGUCAAGUUGGGGAUCCCACGAACGGCCGUCUCCCCACGGCAGACGGCCAUCGAAAACCAGACGAGCCGAAGGAGGAAGACAAUGAACCGGCUUCCCACCCCGCGAUGGAGACCUCGAAUGACCCUGAAGGCACCCUGACCCACGAACACUUUGAGCGAAACGGCGUUGAUAUUUCCAGCCUGGCAACUGGCGGUCGCUUCUACCGUUCCGUGUCAUCGGGCACCAGCACAGUGUCUCCGGGGGUGUACAGUCCGGCCAGCCCACCACCAGAUGUUAUCAGCACCGAGUCGACAACCCCGCUUGACAAAAUUGAAGAGAUCGGGUUGCCCAGCGAUGAUCAAGAAUCUCGAAACCCGUCGCUAGAGAACCGCUCCCAAGAGGCACUGUCCUCUGUGUCGACGAAUAGCGACCAGUACUACAUCGAACUAGUGUUGGUGGUGGCCAACGACAACCGUCAUAAAGUACCGGCGUUGAUGGCACUAGAUACCCAGGCAUCAGCCAAUGUGAUGAGUGUAGCGCUGUGGAGGAAAUUGGGAAUGAGACUCGAAUCUUGCAGCCAGGAGCUCAUUCCCUUGCAGAGCGGAUCGGGGAAUGUGGUCAGGAUUGAAACAUACGGCCGAGUUCGAGAAGUCGCAUGGCACGUCGCAGGCGGCGAAAGAACCCACGUGUGUGACUUUCUGGUUGCAGAUCUGAGGGACCAUGAUGUGAUUCUUGGGAAGCGAUACAUCCACCGAAAGAAGAUUCUGACCUGGGGCCCUGACGAAAUCACCGUCAGCCUAAAGGCGGUUGUCGCCGAGGACAUGGACGUCAGCAUCCUCACCCAAAGCGGGUUUCGGGCGCUGCCUGGGAUCCAAGUGCAGCCCCAGGAAACCGAGAGAACAUUUUACGAUUCCAACGGGGUUUCAUACGCGGUGCGCGAUGUGGUUCAGCUCCCGAUUUGGAAAAAGGGUGAAGCCAAGCUCACCACACAAGACUUUUAUGUUUCAACCGACGAUAGCUCCGGUUUGCGGCCCCCGUGCCAUGCGAUCCUGGGGAGCCAAUGUCUCGUUGGCAAGGUCAGUGAUGAGAAGGGCGUUCCGAUUGCUGUAACCCAGCUCCCAUCGCAGAGUGCAAGUGACAAGGCUAUCCAGGAGCAAAAGAAGCGAGAGAAAGAAGCCGCGUUGGCCAAGAAGGAACAGGAGAGGCGCGACCGGGAGAAGCAGCAGGCUGCUCAGAGGAAAUAG
Aspergillus sclerotioniger CBS 115572 is the source of this 1431-nucleotide messenger RNA. RefSeq names its product retropepsin-like aspartic protease. Lineage: Eukaryota; Fungi; Ascomycota; Eurotiomycetes; Eurotiales; Aspergillaceae. The transcript has 4 exons. The record is from RefSeq and is a predicted model, not a curated record. The coding region runs from base 1 to 1431 and encodes 476 amino acids.